ACGGAAUGGUUAACAAAUUGAAUCUCUAAUGUCUAUUUUGUAGGCCUUUUAAAAGUAUAUUUGUAGGUACUGUAGUUGAAAUUUUAAAUUGUGUCAGAUUGCCUCAAAAAUUCAGUGACAAAAGCCUUUGAAAAGACGCAUUAUUUUAAAUACUUACUUGGUCUUGUAGCUGUAACUGUGUAGUGUGUAGUUGGAGUAGACGCACAGACUCACAGACUGAAACUUAUCUAUUUAAUAUUGUCUGAAACUACGUUACUAAUCGUUACUGUGCCUCCCCAUAUUCUACAUCCGUUAAAAAAAAUCCUCAAACUUUUUUAAGGUAUAGAUAGCCUAUAUGAAUCUAUGAACGUAAACUCAGAAAUAUAUUGCAUAUCAUUAUUAUUAGUAUUAGGGACCUCGGCAUCGACCGGAAAUACCCGAAAAACGGGUAUCGUAUUUUCGUUGUCAUAAUGGCGACCUCUACUUUUUAAUUUACUGAGGGUAUCGUUGUUUUGCGUUUCACAAUCGAUUUUUAGCAUAAUAAUAUAAUUUUACUUCCGCCAAUUACUUAAAGCCGACAAUUUUCCUGUGAUAUUAAGAGUUCGUUUGAUUUUUUAGGUCAAGAUUAAAGCUUUGAAAAUUGAAGUUAAAAAUCGGUCAACUUCACUCAAGAAUAACAUUUUUUUUAAAAUGCACUCUUAAAUAAAAAUACUCCGCUCUUUUAGUUUAUAAGUUCAUUUAAAACAUAUCCAAAAUUCAUAAGUGUAGACCAUGGGUGGGCUUCAAAAACGAAUUUCCAAGAUGUCAUUUUUUUUAGGCUAUGUAAUUUGUCAUCAUGGCCACCGUGCUUGUCUGCUUAUUUCCAAUUAUCGAUAGCAGCCGUGGGGGUAAUUAAUAAUUCAUUAAGUUGGUUAUCCAGAGUGUAAAUGGGAAAUAUAACUAAUAAUAAAUCAUUUUAUAUAAAUAAAAAAUGUUUUAUAACAUAAAUAAUUAUUAUUGGCUUAUUGAAUAUCAGUGAUUUUAAUUUUUGGGUUGGUUGCCAUGGACCUGGCUGACACUGACAUGGGAAUGAUAAGCUCUUGUCUUUGACUUAGAUAGUGAUAGGCUUAGUUUAAGUAUUAUAAUAGUAUUUAUACUAUUAUAAAUGAUUUAAGGAGUGGGAUAAAUAGCUUUUAUUACAACUAAUAUAUUUAUCAUUUAUAUUAGUUUAUAUAUUUAUAGAUAAAUAUUUAUUUGUAUAUAUAUAAUAUAUAUAAUGACCAUUAGGCAUUAGGCUAGAGGCCUUGUAUACAUAUAAUAUAGUAUAAUACAAAGUAUACUAUAUCAGGGUUAAGGCCUAGACCCAACCCAACUAAUUUGUAGGGCCUAUUAUAAUAAAUUAUAUUUAAUGAUAUUUUAGGAUAUGUAAUAAAAUUUUAAUGAAUAUUGUGAUUCUUACUUAAGGCAUAAACUAAGUAAAACAUUUUGAAAUAUUCACUUACCUUUGGUAUUGAAAUAUCCUAUAUUUAAUCACAUAUCACAAUAUUCCACAAGAGAAUUAUUAUAUAAUCCUCGGUUUCUCAAAGAAAAAACACACUUUCUGGCACUACAAUCCAAGAAUUACUUAAGAUAUAAUAACCUGUACUUACCUCUAGUAAAUGACUAGAACUUAUUUUAUUAACAGCUAAAGUCAAAGUUGAUUCUAAUAAUACAUGUGGAUUUGUAAAACAAGAUUACAAACUUAAAAUAAAUGACAUGCUGAUUGUUUUGUCAUACUCAUAGGAAUAAUAUAAUAUAUAGUAUACAUAUGUAGAAAAUGGUAAAAUAAAAAGUGUAAUUGUCAAUUUUAAAUAAAUAAAACAAAUAAUCCCUUUAUUAUUUGUUUAUGCUUAUAAAUGCUAAACAAUUCCACAGAAAAUCUGCAAUUAAUAUCUAAAGAAUAUUAUUAUUAUUAUGAUUGUUGGGAAAUUAAAAACAAAAUUAAAACAAAAUUUUAAUUAAUUAAUUACAAAUAAGUGAUGAGUCAGCAUUUUUAUACAUUUUUAAUAGGCAAAUAAUAAAGUUGUUUUUUUUAAUAUUUGCGGCACAUUAACAAAAACUAAUGUAUAUUUUGUGGCUUUAUUUAGAAGUACUCUUAUUUAACUAUGUUCCCUGUAAAUAUUAUAUUUUUGUCUCAUUUUAUAAUAAAGUUAUAGGCGUUAAAAAAAAAGCAAAAUGAGGGUCACAAAUGCGGAGGAAAAUCCCAUAGGCCCAUAGUAAAAAAAGUGGUUUUGAGGUCCCUACUAAAAAAUUCAUAACUUUUGAACCACUUGAGCUAGAAAGUUGAUCUUGUAAUCUAUUCUCCAGGCUCUAUACAGCUGUAGUAUUUUUAUAUUUUUAAAAAUGUUUUGAAAUUUUCAUCAAAGUGGCUAUUAUUAUUAUUAAUAUUAUAUUAUGAUAUAUCCAUGCAAAACAUUAUACAUGAUAUAGUGAAUAUAGUGUAGUUGUAGAUACUUUCAAUUUGGUACAAAAUUUUGUAAAAAUAAACCAAUGGCAUAGUUGAAUAGAGCUAAUUCUUUAUAGAAUUAUAACACCAAAAUCAUAUUUCUAGCUAUUGAAGUUUUAAUUUUAAAGUUAAAGUUAUGAAUUUUUAAAGUACGACUUCUUUUGUCCUUGAACAUGGACCGCAUCUCCACAUUCUGUGACCCAAUUCCGUUGUUUGCGUCACAAGCUAUAUAACUCUUGUUUUAAUGAUAAUUUUAUAGACUUUUUAUUUUCUAAUGCAGUAUUAAAAAAUAAUUUUUAAAAUGUCUUAUAAUUAUAGAUAAAUUGUAGCUUAUCUAACUAUGCAAUAUGGAGGCCUAUAUCAGUAAAUUCAAUAUAAUGUAUUAACAUAUGGCUUUUCUGUUUACCAAAUCUACGGCAUCCAUUAUACUGUAUAUGCUCUAUAGUCUAUAUAAGGCAACGCAUACUUAUCCAAAUACUGUUUUAAACUACUUGUUUUGAACUUUCAACUUUGUCACAUGACUAAUCAAUUAAAGCUUUUCCUGACCAAUGGUUUUAUUGUUUUUGCUCACACUCACAGCAAACUUUUAUGAAUGAAACUUUGAGAUAAAACUACGGUAUAGCCAUUAUGUAAGUGACUGUGAAUGGCUGCCCAUGGCGUGAUGUUUUGCACACGUCAAAUUAUGAUCAUGUAUAAUAUGGACUCUACCGGGUAUUUUAACCUCAAAUUAAAAUAUUGUUCUUUCAAUAACAUUUAAGUUCAUUCUAAAAAAUAGUUUAUCAAAUAUUUUGAUGUAAAUAGUAGUUAUAAUUAAAUUUUUCCCUAAGCAUCUGCAUCUUCCUCCUGUUAAAAGGGACCAUUGCCCAUGCCAUGUCGAAAUUAGGCUGAGCGACCUUAUGGUAAUACAGGUUAUUAGGACAAGCGUUGGUAAUGACCUACAUCAAUGAAAAUUGGUACACAUAUACAUAAAUAUACAAUGCAUUACCAGUUUUAAUAUGAAAGACCUUAUCAUUGAAAUUCUAUUAAAAAAAUUGAGGGAAAGAUGCCUUAUAGUGACAUGCAAAUUUCCUCACUUAAAAUUAAUAUAAAAAAACAAAAAAACUCAAUGGGAAUGUAGGUCAACAUUUCUCCUAAUGCCAAUGGGCGGAGUCAGACCUUAAUUAUGGGCCAAAAGGGCUCCUGUAUUAUUAUAAAUACACACACAUAAAAAAAAAUUAAAACUUGGAUUUCAUUGAGCCGACGCCCAUUUCCGAUACAAAUUUUCUAGGAUUGUCCCUUGCUUUGAUGAAGUACCUACCAUACUGUGUAACAAUGUGGUUACUGGUAGUAUCACUCAAACUUAACCACUAUCUUUAAUAAACUUUUAUUUUUAUAAUUAUUAAAAAUUGAUAAUAAUAAAAUAGUAUUUAAUUUAUUAUAUAGCUAUCAAAACUUACCAACAAAUGUAACUUACACAGUUGUGCUCAAUACAAAAAUAAACUCUUUAGGAAAAUUACAAGGGCAUGCUUGGUUAACAAACCUAUCUACUCAUUGAUGAGGAAAUCUAUUUAUUCAAGUAUAGAAGAUUAAGAAUCAUAAUCAUAGACAGUACAACUUACAAGAGUAUCAAACCAAAUCCCAAAAACAUACCCGAAAUGUUGGUCACUAGUCCUUAGUAUCCAUUAAAUUUUUUAAAUACUGGGCCUAUUUUUGCUACUUGAAAUUGUCACAAUAUUGGCAACAAAUUUUUUAAGUAUUGCCUACUUAAAGUAAUAGUUUUAAGUGUUAAGACUGGGCCUACGCCUACACAAACUUAGAUGUUACAAAAAAUAAUUUUUAUUACACUAAUUAUUGAAUUAUAGUGAGCUAGCUUGUUUUGUUUCCCCCUCUUUCAGUUUCCAACUUAAUGAAGUGUUCAAGUUUGCAUUUUCUUUUUUUUCUAAUCCUAAAACUAUCUGUUUAGGCUUAAUACAUUUUUUUAAAAAGAUGCAUAGGACUGCACUUUAUUUUUUCAGCAGUUGAUUAAACAAAUCAUUCAUCCAAAAUGCUUUCUGCAUUAGUUUUGAUAGAAAAUUUGAGAUGGAUGAUUCCAAGUGCCAUUAUGCUUGGAGCUGCUCCUGCAUAUAUCACUGUUUGGGGUGUCUGGAGAGUUGUCUCUGCCGCAUUGCCACGUUGGGUAUAUGUCAAAGGUGAUGAUGUCUUAUUUGCAACAUACCAUCGAAAUCUUCUCUUCUUCUUUGAAGUGGUUACGGGUGUGGAGGUGAGUAACAUUUAAUUGGUUACUGGCUUGGAGUUAAGCAACAUUAGAUAGAUUACUGGUGUAGAGAUGUUGUUAAAUAAGAUACUGGUGCAAAGGUGGGUAACCUUAAAAAGGUUCACUCUGUUGAAAUGUUAAUGGUGUGAAGGUGAGAAAAUUUAAAUAGGUUUAUUCACUCGAAGUUAAGAAUAAAUUGUUAAAUUAUUGAAAACAAGUCUGUUGCUUUUUUAAUCUCAUAUACCGGUACAUUUUUUUUUCCAGCUGAUUUUUUAUGGGGACUUGACAGCUAUUCAAGAGUUAUCCAAAGGAGAAAACUGUAUUUAUAUGUCUAAUCAUCAGAGCACAUGUAAGUUUGGAUAAAUAGAAUUAUCCUUAAUCUCUAGCCCUAAUGUUUCUGUUUUUUUUUCAUCAUAAAGCUAAGUAGUAGACCUAUGCAUAUAGAUAAAUUGUUUAACUGGGGCUAACAAAAGGUUGUAACAGCAAAAUCAAAUUAUUGUGACAUCAUUUGAGAUUGGACCCAAAAAAUUUUAAAACAUUUUUUUUUUAAAAUAAUUUAUUUAGUUGAUAUGACUCAUGAGAAAAAAAGUGAGCGGAUUGUAUAGUAUUUUUUGUGUUGCAUUAAGGGGUGUCUAAAAUAACUCUUAAAAAAAUAAAGAUAAAUAAUAAAAGUCAUUGACGUGUUCACAUAAAAAAUUAUUAUUUUGCUAUGAAGCCGGCAGGCAAUAACUGCCCUAGCUGCCAUUAAUAUUUGAGGGACUGUGCUCAAGCUGUGUGAAGUAAAUAAAUAAUGGAACAAGAUAUAUUUAGGCCUGAAAGAAUACUGAUUAUGAUUUUUAAAGUGAUUUCUUAAUGCAAACACUGUGAUAGAAUUAAUACUCUUUUUAAACUCUCGCAUCAUUAAAUUUUUUGUUUUGAAAGAUACAGCAAUGAAAUUCUUCUGCUUCACAUACAAAACAAUGUGGAAGAAAAUAAAACGCAAGAAAUGAAAAUCAAUUAUUUAUUUGUUACAAAAUAUGAUCAUAUAUGGAUAGGAAAAAAAUUGGCAUAAUACUAUAAAACAAAUAUAGCUAAGUGGCAUACUAUUUACAGAAAAAGUAAGAGAUUUUAUCAAUUAUCUUUCAUUUGAAUCUGUUCUGAUGCUUUAUUAGGAAGAUUAUCUUCACCACUAUCAAUGAAGCUUAUCAUUUUGUCUUUUUAAUGCAUUGUCUGAAAUGAAUCCAAGGAGCAUUUUCUUAAAAGGGUUUAUUUUCAAAAUUGUUAGAAAUUUUCCUUUAACAUAUGGGGAUUUGAAAAGGAAUUAAAGAGAACUUAUCGUUUUCUGCCUCUUUUGACUUAAUGUAUGUAUAUAUACAUAUAUAUAUAUAUAUAUAUGUUUUAAAGCUGAAUUUUUAGAACAUAUAUCAGGAGAAUAAGUGCUGCUCAUAGUAGAUUUUCAUAAUUUUCUCCAGGUUCAUUGAAUAAUGAAAUUAUGAUAGAUUAUCAAGGUUCUAGUUUACUGUAAGGUCAACACAAUUCUAAAAGGUUACCAAAAGCAUAAAAAAAAAAAGAGACUGGAAGUAAAUAGCAUUGCUAUUUAGUUAUUUUUAGUCUUUAUUGUUUAUGUACACGAUAAUAAUAAUAUAUAUUUGGAUGACUUCUUCCUUUCAUCCUACCCCAUAUAUCAGAUGAACAUAUAUAUAUAUAUAUAUAUAUAUAUAUAUAAUAGCAUUAUAACAGCAUUAUCAACAGCAGUGUAUGAAUCAGUUUACUAUAGAACAGUUGAAUGAGAAAAGUGUUACCAAUAUAGAUAUGCACCACAUUGAACAUUUUCAGUGGACUGGGUGCUUGCUAGCUCUGUGUCCAUGCGCCGUGGAUGCCUUGGAAGUACAAGAUAUGUUUUAAAAGAUGGACUGAAAUAUUUUCCCUUCUAUGGAUUUUAUCUGGCAAUGGUAUGUUCAACAUUUUGUAUUGCUUUUUUCCUCAGUCUGUGUUAUAUUCCUAUAUGAAACAUAAGAGGUUAAGAUAGUUCUUGGCAAGAUAGUUCUUUGCUAUCUAUACUCAUCAAGAGAACUAAUCUCCUACUUUAUUUUACAUUGUUUUAUUGGGGCUUCUUUAAUAAUGCAAAGCCUUGUCAAAUAAAUAAGGCCACAUGUAAGAUAAUACAGCAGGGGUCAUUGCAUUUAGAUUAAAGCUGUAUUUAUAUUACAGGAAAAGGUCAUUGUAUUUAUAUUACAAAAUGGGGCCAUUGUCUUUAUAUUACAGCAUAGGGUAAUUGUAUUUAUAUAAAAGCUGUGGUUCACUGUAUUUAUAUUACAGCAUGGUUCAUUGUUUGUUAAAAGAGCUGGGAAGUUCCGCAGAGACAUGGCUGAGAGGCAGCUUGGUAGAGAUGCACAUGAUAAAAAGCCAGUGAGUUCUUAACUUGCUUUUGCUCAAUGUGUUGUUGUAAAACUGAUCAGUGUGUAGAUGAUAGACUGGUAAAUGUGUGGUGUAUAAACUGAUAAACUGGUCAAUUUGUGGUUGAAAUAUUGGUCAAUGUGUGAUAGAAAGACUUUUCUGGUUUUGAUUAUAAAUGUUCUACAAAACUGUAGCUUUUAUUACAGACAAAGUUAGCUUAAACUCAUGUCUCAUUUCAUUAUAGGCAAAGUUAGCUUAAACUCAUGUCUCAUUUCAUAUUUGACAAAGUUAGCUUAAACUCAUGUCUCAUUUCAUAUUUGACAAAGUUAGCUUAAACUCAUGUCUCAUUUCAUUAAAGGCAAAGUUAGCUUAAACUCAUGUCUCAUUUCAUUAUAGGCAAAGUUAGCUUAAACUCAUGUCUCAUUUCAUAUUAGACAAAGUUAGCUUAAACUCAUGUCUUAUUUCAUUAAAGGCAAAGUUAGCUUAAACUCAUGUCUCAUUUCAUAGUAGACAAAGUUAGCUUAAACUCAUGUCUCAUUUCAUUAAAGGCAAAGUUAGUUUAAACUCAUGUCUCAUUUCAUAUUAGACAAAGUUAGCUUAAACUCAUGUCUCAUUUCAUUAAAAGCAAAGUUAGCUUAAACUCAUGUCUCAUUUCAUAGUAGACAAAGUUAGCUUAAACUCAUGUCUCAUUUCAUAGUAGACAAAGUUAGCUUAAACUCAUUUCUCAUUUCAUAGUAGACAAAGUUAGCUUAAACUCAUUUCUCAUUUCAUAGUAGACAAAGUUAGCUUAAACUCAUUUCUCAUUUCAUAGUAGACAAAGUUAGCUUAAACUCAUGUCUCAUUUCAUAGUAGACAAAGUUAGCUUAAACUCAUGUCUCAUUUCAUAGUAGACAAAGUUAGCUUAAACUCAUUUCUCAUUUCUAAUUUAAAAGUAGUCUAAACCCAUGGGCAUUCUGUCAGUGUCAUGAAAAAAACUCAUCCAAACAACCUCAUCCAUGAACAACUCACCCAACCAAGCAACUUAUCCAAUUAACCCCAUCCACAUGUCUGAUUCAGCUACACAAGUUGUAUCAAAGUUUGUGCUGCUGUACAUUUACAAAUUUAAAUCAUACUAUUAUGAUUGUUUUGGCAGUAAUAUAAAAUUACUGUUUGAUUAUUAUAACUCUAAGUGGCUGGUUGUGCAUGGGUCCCAAUGUACCGCUUUGUACAGGAGCCUUUUAGACCACCUUAACAUGUUCUACCUUUUUCAUUCUCAUUAAAAUAGACACUAUGUUCCUUUAUGAUUUACCCAGAUGUGGUUGGUCGUGUUUCCUGAAGGAACCCGCUACAACCCAGAACUUACUAAGCCUAUUCAACAAAGCAAACAGUUUUCUUUAGAGCAAGGUAUUUUUUUGGAGUAGUAUGAAGUUUACAAUAAAAGCCCUUCAGAGGGCACUCUGAAGAAAAAACAGCUGUUCAAAAAUGAAUAGUUUUGCUAACAAUCAUUCAGCUUAGGUAGAUCCGAUCUGACUGCAGCUUUAAAUGUAAUAUUUGAAAAGAACAUUUUCUUGAUAAAUUUUAGAAAACUAUGAUAAAAUGUCUUCAUUUCUUGCCAGGAAAUUAGUUACUUUAAUGAUGCAUUGCUUGUGAUGCCAUCCAUAAGAACUGAAGAUACUGUCACACAUGUUUAUUUGUAGACUUAAACUUUAAACCAAAUAUGUUAAAUUGGAUUAUGUCCCUUUGAUAAAAGUUCCUUAACGUCUCCUACCAGACUUGCAGCCACUUGAGAAUGUGCUCUUCCCAAGAGUGCGGGCAGUGCAGGUUUGUGUCGAGCAACUAAGAGAAUCCUUAGACUCUGUGUAUGAUGUUACAAUAGCCUAUGGAAACAAAUUUGACUUUGCAAAGCAGCACCGCCUUCCAGCACCUCCAAUGCAAGGUCUGUUCAAAUAGCAGAUUUCACCUUUCCCUGCUGAUUUGAGUUUUUUUUUUUAUAUUUGUCUUUCAAUGAAAUAUGUCAGGACUGAUUUGAGUAGUCUAUUUAAGUAGAUUUUUCCAUUUUUUUUAAGUUAAUGACCUGAAUAAGUUUUAUUAUUCAAUGUGUCUCAUGGCUGUAAUUUUGUUUAUAUCAAGUAUUAUAUAUCAUUUUAAAAGUAAUUGGAUGCUCUUUAAUGGAUAUUUGGUGUUUGUUAAAAAUAUCUUUGCUAAAAUUAAUUUAUUAUUAUUUUUAAGCACAAAAAAAUGUUCUUAAGUCAACAAAAACAUGACAUCACAGCUUUACAAAGAAGGAAAAUAAAGUGUUUCCAUUUUAUCGCAAUAAAAUUGAUAUUUUAUUAGAAUGUAUUGAAUACUUAAAUACAUAUUCCAAUUUUAAAAGAAUAGACUCAUAAAUACAAAAGUUAUGACUAUUUGUAUUCAGCAUAUCAUUCAAGGAAAUAUUGCCCCAAAAAGUCAAAAUUAUUAUUAAAAAUAAUCAUUUUUUUUUUCAAAAUACUGCAUCAAAUUAUCACUUAGAAAAAUUAUUAGUAAGUAUUAUUUUAGAAUAAAAGUUAAAAAAAAAAAAAGCACAUUUAAUAAAUAAACAUUCUUUAUACAUCCCAGAGAUACUGAUCAGAUAAUCCUAUCCUUCGCCGAGACGAUUCAUAUAAAUUUCUUGAAAAAAAUUUCUUUAUUUAUUAAAAUAUAAAAAUGUAUCAAAAACAAAUCCUGUGACUUAUGCUCUAACCAUUUUACCCUUGUUUUGGUAACACGCGAUUACAUUUUUUUGUUAUUGUCAGGUUGCAGCGCAUGACAGAAAAAUUUAAGGCUCUACAGUAACUGGUUCAUCCUCAAAGAUGUCCUAUGUUCCCUAAAUUGUUCAUUAAUUGCUACAUUUUCUUGAUGCUGAUAUAGUUCUUUGUAUUUUCCAUUGAAAUACAUAAGAGUCUCCCAAUGUUACACAGCAUGUCUCCUUUAUUAUCUUAUCUUCUUAUUCCAACUAUUUUAUAUUACAUCUCUUUCUUCUAUCUUGGCCAAAAUGGUCUGGGAAAAAAUGCUUUUAUGAGAAGGUUUAUUUGCUUCAUAUUCAUUUUGUUAGAAAAAUGUUGUGUUUAGUGAACUCCACUGCAGUGCUGUCCUUUUUUGCCAUGCUGUACUUUGUAUAAUAUAUGCUGUCCUUUUUUUACAAGGCUGUCCUCUUUCCUUAUGCAAUAAUCUUGAUUGAAUGUAUUCCAGAUUUCCUAAUGGGAGCAAGUAAGAGAGUUCAUAUUCAUAUAAGUAGAAUACCAAUCAGCCAAGUCCCAACGGAAACCGAGGAGCUAAAACAAUGGCUGUAUACAAGAUAUCUUAUCAAAGACAAGUAAAUAUCUUCAGUCAUUCUCAAUUUAAUUAAGGCUUGAAGUUUUCUCACAGAGUAGUCCAGAUCAUUGAGUAAUUUUCUGCUAAUAAGUGUAUCUAUGCAUAUGAAAACUGCAUGGUAACAAACAAGUAAUUCUGUGCAAUGAGAUGUAGAAUAAUAAGUCAGAUUUCCGCCUUCAUAUUAUUUGUUGUUGUCAUGUUGUGGCUGAGUAAACAUGGAUCGGAUGACAUUACAGUGAAUUGAGAGUAAUGAAAUUAUUCAGAGUAAAAGUAUACAUUUUAUUUUAAAAACAGCAUUAUUGGGUCUGUUUUUAAAUAACCCUACUUAACUUACUGGAAUUAAGUUUAGAAACAACAAACAUGAUUUUGGAACAAACCCAAAGUUGUUAAAUUAGGCGGCAACCAUGGGCAAGGUACUCUGUUUUACUAAAAUUUGAACGUAGCCCAUACAAUGAGAUAUGUUAUAGUAAUAAGUCAGAUUAAUUCUAUACAGUGAGAUAUGGUAUAGUAAUAGUCAGAUUAAUUCUAAACAAUGAGAUGUGGUAUAGUAAUAAGUCAGAUUAAUUCUAAACAAUGAGAUGUGGUAUAGUAAUAAGUCAGAUUAAUUCUAAACAAUGAGAUGUGGUAUAGUAAUAAGUCAGAUUAAUUCUAAACAAUGAGAUGUGGUAUAGUAAGUCAGAUUAAUUCUAAACAAUGAGAUGUGGUAUAGUAAUAAGUCAGAUUAAUUCUAAACAAUGAGAUGUGGUAUAGUAAUAAGUCAGAUUAAUUCUAUACAGUGAGAUAUGGUAUAGUAAUAAGUCAGAUUAAUUCUAAACAAUGAGAUGUGGUAUAGUAAUAAUUCAGAUUAAUUCUAUACAGUGAGAUAUGGUAGAAUAAUAACUUAGGUUAACAGACCUGUUUACUUGUACAAUUUUGACGUGCAAUGUAUGAUUUUGAGAUGUCUUUUACGAUUGUUUGCCAAGACCCGCCAGAGCUACGAUUUUAAGAGAACUGGUUGAAAAUAUUCACUUUCCGAUAGUUUUUCAGAUUUUAAAAAUAAUAAUAAUUCAUAAGUUAACUUUCGGAUUAUAAUUUGCAAUUGCAUUCAAUUGCAGGGAAUGGAUCGGGAAAUACGAUUGGUUGGGGACCAUAUAUAAUUACAUUAUGUGUGACCGGGGGGGGGGGGGGGGGGGGUGUCCCCUCUGUAGAAAGUACAUACUUUAUUCAAAAACUCAAAAAUGUUGUUCCAGAAACACUGAAAUUCCAAAAAUAGAAUUCUAUAAAUCUAGAAUGCUGUAAAAAUAUCACGCAAUGUUUUGUAUGAAUUAUCGUCAUAAUGUUGCCAUGUAUUUUCACAAAUGAGUGUGUUAGAUAUAGUCAGAUAGUACUAAGUAGUAGAGGUAUUACAGUAAUAUUUAAUCCACCGUCUGUUCAACGUGCAUGUGACGUAUAUUUUGUUGGGCUAUACGAGUGGCUCUGAGAUUUUUGUUCCGGGCACCUAUGCCAAAUUUAGGUUUUCACCAGGCUCUCUGUGUUAAAUUCUUACAAGUACACUUCGAAACAGCGAAUUCAUAAACAAAAUAAAAUUAAGGCUUGGGUAAAAAUAAAUAUAACAUGUAUGUAGGUCACUAAGCUCCAUCUACUAAAUGACAACAGGAGUUACUUAAGUAGGUUACUGUUUGCAUCACUAACGAAAGAUGUCACAAUUGAUUAAAAAUGGAAAUAAAAUUAUGAAAUUUUUGUAUUAUUUUGCAACGCCCCUGUGAGGCAGCCGCUGCGACCCUUAUAGAAAAAUAUGCAACCACCACCCCAUUAGGAUCAUUAAAAAUACUAUUUUUAGCGCUCCUUGUUUUUGUGAAGUAAAUGUGAUUUUAUCGUUUAAUUCACUAUUAAUAUUAAGGUUUUUUCUUAAAAACAAUUUUAGCGCCUGUUGCUCUUUGCCCCAUUGUCAUGGUCCCGCACAAGGGCAACGAGCCCUCAGGGCGAUGUGGCUUUUAUUCUGGGAAUCACUGGUCGCGCCAACCAGCUAGCAGUGAAAAACCAUGUCACAUUUUGUUUAGUAAUGUACCAUCAUAAUAAUAUAAAGAUUAUUGGGGGAGGGAUCGAAAGCCCGUUGUACGUACUCGAAAAGGGGAGGGGGGUCGUAAAAAAAAUGCGCAUGCAACAGGGCAAGGGGGUACAAAAUUUGACUUUUUGCGUAAGUACUAUCUAGAUGGCCCCCUCUUCAAGUUUUUAUUCUUGGGUGCUGUAUGAUGUAAUGGUAUGACAUAAUUGUUUCUCACCGCUGAACCGCAGCGAUAAAACUAGAGAAUGCAUUCUCAACUGGUACCCGCAGCAAUAUUAGAUCAAUGCACUGUGUGUUGUUUCAAUAUCAUGGUUUUUCUUUGCUAUUUCUCGGUUAAACUUUUUAAGACCUAUUUUUUAAUUAGACUUAUACAUAGAAGAGGGGUGCUUCAUUGUUUUUGAGCGAAACGAAGGUUUAUCUGUUGUGAUUUGAAGUAUUAUGUUAUUAAUAUUCUUCGCUGUUUUUUUUUUUUUUUAAAUUAAUACUGUUGCUAUGGCUACCCCAGGCCCUUGUAGGGUGACUAAGUUUCCUUGACGAUUAACAGCUCAACAAGCUUUGAAUAUGUUUCAUACUAUUUCUAUUGAUAGAUAAGAUGAUUUCGAUUUAGAUCCAUCACACGUUUCCAUAGUAGUAGUUUCAGAUGAUUUGAGUUAUAGCAGUGAUGAUGAUGUAUGUCUACUUCAAAGGGUUUGGGGGGAAAAAAAGGUUUUUGCAAUGUCAUGUUUUAACAUUUUAAGUUUCAUUUCCGUUACUUAUUUUAUUUAAACUGAAGAAAUAAGUUUACACAUAUAGUCCUUUCAAUUAUUUUUAAUUUGAUGCCAAAUUCAGCCUUAUAAACCAAACAAUAUGUUAAAUAUUUUUUAAUAAACCCAAUAUCUAACUCUUUUUUGCUCUUUAAAAAAAUUUACAUUUUUCCACAGUGAAAGAGUUGAUUCUAAUGAGAUUUAUGAGAAUAAUAAGUGGGAUUAAUUUUUUUUCUUACCGCUACUUCAGUUUUAAUAUUGAGAAAGUUUUUGGGUUUUAAAAAAAGCUAUAUUUGCAAUUUCAUGUGUAUUUCCAAAAAAGAACCACAGAUAAUGAAGAUGAUAGAGCUUAAUGUCCUAAUAAGAGUUAUGCUUAAUGUUAUAUAAUGUCCUUACAAGAGUUAUGAUCGCUUUAAAAGAGCUAUCAAAUGGAAUAAAAUUAAUUUCUGGCUUGAACAAUAUAUUUCAUUGAACAUUAAAUAAUAAAUAAAAUACCUUUCAGAUUGUUAAAAGAGUUUUACUCGGCUGAAUGUGAAAAUGAUGCAAGAUUCCCUGGCAUCCGUGUUGUCAAACCAAUACCACUGUCAUCACUCUUGCCAUCAGUCAUGUUGUGGAGUGGAACUGUCAUUGCAGUUCACAUGUUCCAACAAAGUCGUCAAGUGUACUGGACCUUUGGGGUUGGUGCCGCAACGCUCGGCUUGUUGUGGAUGUGCAUAAGACAUUAAUGUGGGCCUAUCAGUUAGACUGCUGCUAGAUCCAUCAACUUUGGUUAUUUUAAAAAAUGCAUUGUUCUUUUCAUCUAUUUGACACCAAACAAUUUACAAUUUUUUACCCUGUGAAUUCCCCAGACAAAAAAAUAAUUGUUUUUUAAACUCUGCUUUUAGUUUUAAUAGAUUUGGAAAAAGAAAUCAAUUUUGUGGCAUAACUAGUUGAAAUAAUUUAAAUUGUAUUCUGACAUAACUAGUUGAAAUAAUGUGAAAUGUAUUCUGACAUAACAUGUCAUUCAAGAAAACAAUCCCAGAUGUGAGUGAAUAGUUAUGUUUUUAAGUUUUUGUCAACCAUAUAAACAACUUUUUACAAUUUUUAUUAGCCAUGUUUUUGUACAUAACCUUGACCUUGUCAUAUGGCAACCUUCAUGAGCAUAUUCUGGUACUAAGCUUGUCAUUCAUUGACUAAUUCAUCUUGAAAAUAUUCUUGGGGUACUGGCAUGCCACAAAAAACAUCCCAUGUACAUGUUUCAGCAUUCUGGAGAAAGGGUUAACCCUAAAACUGUCAAGUGCAUUUUUCUGUAUUGUCAAGCCAUUUUUAGCCUUUUCAUAUGCUUGUCAAAAAAUUUUUAAAUCUCCUAUUAAAUGAAUUCAGAGACCCUUAUAAUAUACAUUUUUCUGAAAUUACAUGGGGCAAGGUAUCUUAUGGUUGAAAAGAAUUUGGUUUUUAUAUUAUAUUUGUUGAUUUUGACCCUUAACCUUACAGAGUGAGUAACAUUCUACCACUCAAUUUUUUAAUUUAACCCAAUCUAAUGCUCCAUAAUUCAAAAUAACAUAAAAUCAAGUUUUUGAGAUACUAGGAGCAAUAUUCUUUGUCAAGUUAAAGGUACUUUGAUUGAAAAUUGUAAUAUUGGUGAAUUUUUUGCAUUACUAUCUUCAAUUUCUGUGAUACAAAAUACUGGGGGGUAGGCAUUAAAUGAGUUCAAAAAUUCCUAUUCAGUUGAAGUUAUUAAAUCCAUUUUUUAUUUAUUAAUACACAGAACAUAUAAUAUGUCUUUAAAUCUCUAGAGUUAGUCUUUGGGAUCCAAUCUUUGUCUAUUCUGUUCCAUUUCCACCUUUUUCCAAACGAAUUUGUCUGUAACAAUAUGACUAAGCUUAGGGCUAAAAUUGUUAAUAUCUGUCGACCACCGCUAGAGCUAAUACUGGCAUUACUAGUCGGAGGAAAUGUCUGAAAUCAUUGCUUUCAUUUUAAUCUAUUUUAAAUAAUUCCAUUAAAGAAAAUCUUUGUUGAUUUUGCAUUCUAGAGGGGGAACCUCUGCAGCAUCUGAGAAAAUUUAGCAAAUUUCACAUCCCAUUUAUCACAAGGAAAGCAUGUUUAACACAGAUAGAAACGUACAUAAGAAGCAAACUCAUUUAUAUAGAGGGAUUUCCCCCAUAACCAAAUAUACAUUAAAUUAAUAGUUCUCAUUUUUAUUGAAGUUUGAAAUUUUGCUAGCAGCAGAUUAUAUUGGCUUUGAACUUUGACACCACAGAAAGGGGUUUGAGGGCAGAUGAUUUGACCACUAUGAUAGUUAUAGGGUUAAACUUCAGUCUACACUCUUCAGUGUCUUUUUCCAUUGUCUCACAGGUGCCUGUCUGACCCAUGUUAACUGACAACCUAAAUAUGCAACUGUUAAACUCUACUGCUUCUUAGCCAUAAUCUUUCAUUUAUAUGUUUGUUUUUAUCUCUAGCCCACAGGUGUUGAAUGUUCAGAUUAUAAUCAUUUCCUCAUGAGUAUGAAAGUUAGGUUAAAGAACUUAAAUUUUGAAAUAAGAGUAAUUACAUCAAGAGGAUGUUAGCCUAGAGUAGGUAAAAGUUUAUUGAAGAAUUACCCUUUUUUUUAUAUCAAUAUUUUAAUACCAAUUUAUGUCCUGUCUGUCCUUUUAGUCAGCUGCAUUAAAAAAUCAGCUCUGUCAAUGACAUAGACAGUCUUAUUCAUGAAAUCAAACACAAUUCUCACUGGGUUUUUUUUUUGGCUAAUCAUUUUAUCUCAACAAAUGUUUGUGUGGUUUUUGUCGAAUUUACUUUAGUAAGUGUUAAAUAUGUAAUUUUUAUGAUGGCAGCAAAAGGAUAGAAUAUACUUAAAACCUUUAAAAAAUGUCUUAUUUUAUCAUCUGUACUGAUGUGUUUAGUUCUUGUCACCAAAGUCACAGACAAUAAAAGAUAAAAACUAAAUCAAGUAGAUACGAUAGAAAAGAUUGAAACAAUUUCCUUCAUUAAUGCGUAAAAUAUAUUUUUUGCAAAGUGUUAUAUUUUUUAUUUGACAUCAUUUUAUUACAAGUACAUCGAAUCGAUUGCUAACUGUAUUGGAUUUCUGUUGAAUCUUAUAAUUAUGCCGAUGGUUUUCUUCAAUUAAAAAAUUUCCUUUUGACAAAGAUUCCACUUUGGAGGGGAAACGAUCACCAUUGUUGACAAGUGCACAAUUGAAGAAAAAAAAUGAAAAUUUCUGACAUCCUGAUAUCAAUCACAUCGGUGUUUAGUUUUUCUAUUCUCCAAUUUUUUCAACUGGUUUGCAAUAUGCUGUAUCUGCUUGACAUUGCCUUCAAUGAUUGUGUCCAGGUUGAGCCACAUGCCACCCGUAGCCAGCACCAAAUGGCUGUAAGCAUCCUUAGUCAAAGAAAAAAAUACAAAAUCCAAUAGGCACAAGAAAGUAUUGUGAUCUUAUUUCCUUUGACAUGUUUCCAAAGGAGAAGGUUGUAAAAAUAUGAAUCAAUUUAUUUAGUGAUUGAACUUAAGAAUUUUUCAAAUUAUUUAUUUAUGGAAAUGUUACUAUAUCCUAAGCAUAAAUGUCACCAUUUAAACAAAAGUCUCACCAGAAACGAGACCAAGGGAGAUUACUGCCAUGUUUUAAUGUUGAUUGGUGAAGAGCAAUCAUUACUUUAAGCUGAUUUUUUAAUUUUAUUGUUCUGAUCAUUAGUGGUCAUGUACUUUAUGGUAAAUUGACUUUUAAGAAUUCACACAACAAAGGCAUUGAGAAAUAAUGUUAUGCAACACAUAAGGCAACCAAUUAUGAAUGCAAAUCAAUUUGUUUCAUAUAAAUAUACUGUUCAAUAGAUUUGAUUUUUUUUAAAAUUCUAAACCAUUCUAUGGUAAGGGUGGAGUUGUUCCCCUUUGGCUGGGGGUUUCAAAUAAAAAUUCCUUGCACCCAGAAUUGAAUGGGUCAAAACAAAUAGAAAUGGAAGGUUUGUAUUUUUGUAAUAGAAUUGUGCAACCAGAAGUUGUUAUUGUUACUAUAAAAAAUGGACAGUGUUAACAAGGUUUAUGUGUAGUGUGU
This is a messenger RNA of Lymnaea stagnalis (great pond snail), 17172 nucleotides long. NCBI's taxonomy places the organism in Eukaryota, Metazoa, Mollusca, Gastropoda, Lymnaeidae. The record is from the annotation of a GenBank genome assembly.